GGGGAACUCCCUCUGCCUGAAAUCCACUCUGCUCCUGCAGUUGCAGCCUCUCCUCUCUGUGGAAGCCUUUGUUCGGUAUGACUUCCUCCCCCCACAUCCUCCCGGAAACGCUGUGGGAUCAUUUGCUUUCUAUUGGAUCUCCCUGGCUCUUUGCUCUCCUGAGACUGGGCUACUGUUGCUGGAAGGGAAUGCUGCAUCUUUCUGCUGGAUCUCCCUGCUUGCGUGCUCCUGCUGCUGCUGGGACCUCUUGCACCACUUUUACUGUGGAACCACUGUAUUCAUACAUCGUACAUUUAAGUGAUGUGGAUCUUUCCCUUUAAAUGCUCCCGUCUAUUUCAAAAACAGAGCAUUGUUUUUAUCAGGCACAGGUCCGACCUCAGUUUGCCAGAAUAUGUGCCAGCUGGUCCAAGUGCUGAUCCAGUUGAAGUGGAGAGGCUCCAUGACUUUGUACUGCGCUCCCAGCGACUGUUUGUCAUGACAGGUGCUGGAAUCUCUACAGAAUCAGGAAUCCCUGACUAUCGCUCGAAGGGUGUGGGAUUGUAUGCAAGGACUGAACGGAGACCCAUUCAGCAUGCAGAGUUCAUCAAGAGUCAGUCUGCUCGCAGACGUUACUGGGCUCGGAACUUUGUAGGGUGGCCACAGUUCUCUUCCCAUAAACCAAAUGUGUCCCAUGUGGCUCUGUAUAAUUUGGAGAGUUCUGGGAAUUUACAUUGGCUAGUGACCCAGAAUGUAGAUGCCUUACAUGCUAAGGCUGGACAGCGUCGCAUGACUGAGUUGCAUGGUUGCACUCACAGGGUGAUUUGUCUUGACUGCCAGACAGUUAUUAACAGAUCUGAGCUUCAAGAAAAGUUCCUAGCUCUCAAUCCAGUUUGGAAUGAGCAUGCACAUGGAGUGUCACCAGAUGGCGAUGUUUUCCUGACAGACGAGCAAGUCUCCAAUUUUUGUGUUCCAGCUUGUGAUAAGUGUGGCGGUAUUCUAAAGCCACAGGUGACUUUCUUUGGUGAUGCGGUAAACCGAGAACUGGUGUACUCUCUGUAUGAGUGUCUAGGCCAAGCUGAUGCGAUGCUUAUUAUUGGGUCCUCACUGGAGGUUUAUUCUGGAUACCGAUUUGCACUAAAAGCCCAGGAGAAGCACAUUCCUAUUGCAAUACUUAACAUUGGUCCCACUAGAGCGGAUCACCUGGCUGUAGUUAAAGUUAGUGCUCGCUGUGGGGACAUUUUGCCGAAAAUAAUCCCAGAUAAUCUAAAAUGAGCAUUGCCUCUAGAACAGACAUAGUAAUCCCUGUUGGAUGAUUCUGCACCACUCCGCAAGGGAGAGACGUUACCUGGAGCACAGGUGGAUGUGACUGAUGUGAUACUGUACAAGCUCCACAUAUAACCCUGCUGUGAUAUUUGCUACUUUCACAUUAGUUCAAAGAAAAGAAAUAUCAGGAUAUUAUAAAAUCACUUCUGCAAAUUAAUAUACCAAUAUGGCAGUAUCAUCAGGGUAUUCAGUAUAUUAGAGGGGUGUGGCAUUAAAAUAAAUUUCUGGAUAUUAGACUUAUAUUUCAGUAAACCAUACAUAACAAUCAUUACAGUUAAAAAUAAAGUUUAGGUGCUAUUGACAGCAGUGUAAUUUACAGCGAUUCUGUUUCUUGUGGUACAGUUCCGGUGUUGCUGCCAUGAGAUUGUAACAAGUUGUGUCGCUGUAUGUACUGAAAUAUCAAACUACCUCAAUUACUACAUCACCACUGUACAUGUGGUUUUUUUUUUUUAAUUGUAUCUGAAAAUAGAAAAACAUACAGUAUUACAGUACUGUCCUAAAAUACAGAAGGCAUCACAAGAUUACAUAAUAUGUUUGUCUAGAAAAUCCAAGUUUUCGAAAACACUAAACACGUAUAACAGACAUACAGAUAGAUAGACAGGAAAAAAAGAAAGGAAGAAAUGAAAUUAAAUGAAGGAAAGAAGGGACAAAGGAAAAGGGGGAAUGACAAGACAUGGGUUAAUAGUAGUCAUGAAUUCACUACUGACUUAAGUUUGUGAAUAGCACAUAAACACGUGUCAGAGAACAUAAUAAAAUCAGGUAAUCUGUUUAAGAGUGUACCAUGUUGAAGAUUCAAACAUUUUCUGUAUCUGUUGUUGAACAGCGUGAUUGAGCAUCUCAAUGUAUGACUCCUAUUUUUUAUAAAAAUGCUCCACCCUUCUUUCAA
Molecule: messenger RNA, 2188 nt
Organism: Pseudophryne corroboree (corroboree frog)
Lineage: Eukaryota; Metazoa; Chordata; Amphibia; Anura; Myobatrachidae
Gene: SIRT4
Product: sirtuin 4
Exons: 4
Coding region: 301-1251 (316 amino acids)
Cellular component (GO): nucleus; mitochondrial matrix
Molecular function (GO): NAD+ binding; NAD-dependent protein lysine deacetylase activity
Source: RefSeq, a predicted model, not a curated record